Molecule: messenger RNA, 549 nt
Organism: Insectozyma verbasci
Lineage: Eukaryota; Fungi; Ascomycota; Pichiomycetes; Serinales; Debaryomycetaceae
Source: the annotation of a GenBank genome assembly
AUGUUGAUUUAUUAUAAUGAAGAAUUAACAUUUAACCAAUUUAUACAAUAUAUUAUAAUAAAUAAUGAACAAAAGAAAGGGUAUAUAUUAAUAUCAGAUGAAAGACUUUACAACGAGAAGUUGAAAUUGGAUAGACAACCUGUUAAUAUUAUUAAGAAUAUUUACAAUUUUCAACUUGUUUUAAUCGAAUCAUGGAAAGAAAUGUAUCAAUUAUUAGAUAUAAUUGAUACAGACUCGUUCAUUGGUAUCUAUGGUAUAUUUAAACAUUUUAUAGAAGAUGGUAUGAAUGAUCAUCAUGAAUUUGUUAAAUAUUAUGAAUUUUGCGGGUAUGAACUAAACAAAUUAUUUCAUAAAUUAUUUAAGAAACACAUUGAUUUAGGUGUUAAAGUUAUUGUUAAUGAUUCAAUUGGUAAUAAUGAAGAUAAUGAACCGUUAAUUUGGAAUUUCCAUAUACCAAAUAUCCGUAAAGAACAAGAAUUAAAACCAGAUGAUUUUGAAAUAUCAUUAAGAGUUUUAUUUAUUAAAUGGUUCGAGCUUAUACAAUCUUGA